Cyprinus carpio (common carp) is the source of this 1913-nucleotide messenger RNA. RefSeq lists its product as uncharacterized. NCBI's taxonomy places the organism in Eukaryota, Metazoa, Chordata, Actinopteri, Cypriniformes, Cyprinidae. Gene Ontology annotation, molecular function: protein binding. The record is from RefSeq and is a predicted model, not a curated record.
UCUUUGUUUCAUUAAAUCUGUCAUCUGCCUGUAGAUGGGAGGGAUAUAUAGACUGACAUUAAAGCUAGUAUAAGGAAAAACUGCGCUCAUAUCCGAGAUGGAUGGUAUUUUUUCCAAUCCUAAGAAAGAUUACGAGUCUGAUUGUAUAAUGUGUAAAAGACCGAAGGAGAAUAUCCCAUAAUGCACCAUGCUAUGAGGAUCCAGUGCAUCCAGUUAUCCCUGCCAUAACCAUGUAAACCAGAAAACUGUACAUUUUAGGAAUAUUAAAACUUAAAUAUUCGUUUAAGUUCAUCCACUUAAAACAGUAGCCAGUCUGCUAAUUCAUUUAAUUUACUUAUCUUAUACAUAUUUCAUGUCAAGCGUAUUUAUUUUCUUAUUUAUAAUUACAUAAUUUAGGUUUGUGUUAUAUGUGUCACCAACAUGAUUAAAAAUGUAAAAUUCAUAAAGUGUUGCGGUUUGCACCCUCUUGUCAUGUCUGUACCCUCUGCUGCCGGUGUGAAAUAUUAAUUACUUUGCUCUUUCUCUUUUCUCUUCUCUGCCAACAGCUGCCCCUGUACAAUAGCGUUUCCCUCCCGGCUGCAAACACACAGCGUCUGCUGUACAGACACAUGCACACACUCCCCACCUGCGGCUGCUCCUCUGAUGACAGACACCAAACUCAGAACCUCCAGGAUGCAUCUGUUGUUCGUGCUUCCCUUGGUGCUCGAGGUCCAGUCCAUCUCCAUGAGUCAAAACCUCACCUAUGACUGCACCUGUUACGAGGAGCUCAAAUUCACCAACUGCACCAGCAGAAAUUUCACCCACCUGCCCGCUGCUCUUCCACCCUUUACCGAACAACUGGACCUGUCCCUCAACCACCUGAGUGCCAUCCGGCCCCGAGCCUUCCACAGCACACAAAGACUUCGCAUCCUGCUCCUGAAUGACAAUGUGAUUGCUGUGCUAGCUGACGGAGCGUUCUCUCUUCUGGAAGGACUGUUGAGGUUGGACCUGAGCCGAAACCGAAUCUCAUUCCUGAGUGAAGGAUUUUCGCAGGGUCUCAGUUCCCUUCGAGAUCUGUCACUGGCUGAGAACCGAUUGACCAGCUUGGACAGCAGUUGUUUUGUCCACUUUGAUGCCCUCCAAAGACUCAACCUCAGCCAUAAUGCUAUCGAGACCAUCAAGAUGAGGGCGUUUGGUUCCAUGAGUACCCUACGCCAGCUACAACUCAACUCAAACAAUUUAACAGUUCUCAAAAAUGGCAUCUUCUCCAUGCUACGAAACCUCGAAGUCUUGAAUUUACAUCACAACCAAAUACACUACUUGGACGUCGGCGUGCUUUCGCCAUUGACCAGUCUCGCUCUACUGGACCUCACCAACAACAACCUCUCCACGAUUCAGUUCAUGACCUUCCUGAGUCUCAAAACGUCCAGCACUCACAUAAUACUCCAAGGAAACCCGUGGAAUUGUGACUGCGAUCUGCAGCGGGUCUUCCGGAAACUCUGUAACGUCAAGAGGCUCUUCCUGGACGACUACGAUAACCUCACAUGCGUGAAUUUGGACGAAAGUCAAAGGAACUACACGAUGAAAGAGGAGCUCUGCAUUGCAGAGAUGGUUACUGUCCUGGUCAUCACGCUCACGGUGGUCAUCACUGUUGUGGCUGCCAUCGUCAUGGCGGAGAAGAAAAGGAAAAAAAAGAACAAAGAAAAGCAUUGGACAGAAGUCGGCGAGUUGUCGUGCGCAUCGCAAGACUGAACCAAUGCAGAUAAUGUAAAAAGGAACAUUAAACUCAUUAUACUUGUAUGAUAUUAUGCUUUAGGUUGUCAAAUUCAGGGUUUCUGCAAAUUUCAUGAAGGUACAUUUUUAAGACCAAGUUAAAAAAUGUAAGGAAUAAAUUGAAUGGAACACAAUACAUUGGCAUGGUGCCUAAAUGUAAA